This is a messenger RNA of Pyricularia oryzae 70-15, 1709 nucleotides long. RefSeq lists its product as uncharacterized. The transcript has a single exon. The record is from RefSeq and is a predicted model, not a curated record. Bases 700 to 969 code for a protein of 89 amino acids. NCBI's taxonomy places the organism in Eukaryota, Fungi, Ascomycota, Sordariomycetes, Magnaporthales, Pyriculariaceae.
GACGACGCCUAGAAUAUUGAUUAUCCGUGAUCCACGCAACAAUACCCCGAAAUAGCCAUAGCGAGCUGCACAUGCCUUCAAUCAGCGAAUGCACGUGAUCGUUCAGGAAGGAGAUGUUCAACCACCCCAAGCAGGCGGCAUCAGCCGAAGAUGAAACGGAAACGGGAGGUUCGCUCCCACCACACCACUUCGCCCAUCGUCAGGGGCCCGUCUCAAAAGCCGUUACGCUGAAACAGGCCCUUCCCAGAAGUCGACCCGCUGAUGGCCUCACUGGCUCUGGUUGGACGACGCCCGUUUUCCCACGCCGCAUCACACCUCGCCCAAUCGAUUGAAUUUCUUCCCAAUUUCCCUUUUGCAUCCCUCCUUUCACCGUUGCAUUCUUCUUGUCCAGCUGUGUGCCUAUCCAUUUUGCAUAUCCGGAACUUUUGUCUUUAUUUUUCUUUCGUCGCGUCCGUGUUGUACAAUUCUCCUGCCCUGCAGCGCAUAGGCAGUAGUAGCCCCGUUUGUUAAUCCGAUCAUUUCACUUCUUUUCUUCUCUCUCCCUCUAUUAUUAGUACUUCUUUCUUGAAGCAUCUACAUACGUCGCCGACAAGACCAAUCGAGAAAUCAUCGAAACAAAAUACGACCCGCCGCAUCUCUCAGUGAGAACUCAGCAAUAGUCAAACCUUUCGACGACACUUCAAAACCCACAGAAACAGGAUGGCCAGCCCUGCGCCCUCAGCCACGCCCGCACCGGGCCAGUUCGACUGGUUCCGCUCGAUCGGCGCGACUCCGGAGGCCGUUGCCGUCCUCAACGACCAGCCCAUCCUCUUCACCAUCCUGCUCGUCGUGCUCGUCGCAAUCAUCCUGCAGAUCACAUUGAUCUGGUACAUCCACUACGCCACCAUGAAGCCCGAGCAAAAGAAGAAGAAGGACACCAAGAAGCCCGCGGCAGGGAAGCCCGGCGCCAAGCCGCCAGCGGCAAGAUAAACAAAGCUUGGCGCAAAGAGGAUGAGUGAUUUGUGGAAGGGGGAACUGAGUUAAGAUGUUUGAGAAACUGGCUUUGUUCAGGUGGUUGGGGAGGAUUCGAAAGGCUGUUAUAACAGGUCGGGGGAGUCGGAGUGAUUGGCGCUGGCAAUGGCAACGGCAUGGGGUGAUGCGACAAACCGAACGAGUUGGAGUGUCUUGCUGCUCCUUCCGUCGUGGGUUAUUUCCGUGACGAGGUAAUUAUGGGACUCCUCGUCGACCCGCUGUGGAAUUAUGAAGGCUCGCCUCGCCGCCCACGACGAACAAAUUUAUACUCAGGCGGCCACAGUCGAAUAGCAGCAUCAAUGGCGGGCAGCGGCCUUCCCAGCGACUAGGAAGGAUAUUUGGUGGGUCUACUUCUUGCAUAUAUGCGUGGUUGGCUUGACUCUUCUGGCUCAUCGCCAAUUUGUCCACUAAAGCACAGCCGAAUUACCAGUUUUCAUCGCAUCUUAUCAAAGUUUGUUUUGUUUCAUAUGUCUUGUGUGUUUUGGGAAAAGCCUACGCUGCGUCGACGCCGGCAUCGACCGGCUGAGUUGUGUUUUGUAAUGGGUUUAGAUAUGUGACGCGUGAAGCAAGACGCAAUACAGAUUCACAUGGAUACUUGACUAUUUGACUGCUAUCGCUAGACUGGGUCUUAUUCCUCUGUGUGGUUAAAUGAGAGGCCAAAACUAUUAUCAUAAACAUUCGCCAAUGUGACAAAAUGC